Molecule: messenger RNA, 2025 nt
Organism: Penicillium expansum
Lineage: Eukaryota; Fungi; Ascomycota; Eurotiomycetes; Eurotiales; Aspergillaceae
Exons: 6
Coding region: 1-2025 (674 amino acids)
Biological process (GO): DNA repair
Molecular function (GO): DNA binding; metal ion binding
Source: RefSeq, a predicted model, not a curated record
AUGUCGCGGAGGACGCUGGGUGGAGGUCGUGUUCUGGGCAACCCAAGCGCGCUCACAUCAACUCCGUCCCCGCAGCCGAAGCCACGGGUGCUCUCGCCGACCGCCAGCAGCGUUUCCCUUAAUUCACAGGCCGCAUCACAGCUCUCGACAGAAACUCAGGAUCUCACUUCACGCAUUUCAAUAGAGAAUGGCGACACUUCGAUAUCCGCCGCCCCGGCUGCUCCGGGAGCUCAGCUCUCCUGUCCGAUCUGUAGCGAACAGAUGAUGACUUUGCUGCAGUUAAAUAGACAUCUCGACGACAUCCAUCAGAACCUGGAAGAUAGCCACCAAGAUGAAGUCAAAGAUUGGUUCAAGGUCCAAAUGGAAAAAGCAAGGAAGUUUCAGCCUCUAGCAGUCCUAAACCAGAAGUUGAAAGGCCUGGAUGUAUUCGAAUCAAACGAGAACCAGGGCACACCUAUCCCCAGUCGCCCACUAGCACCCCAUGCAGGCAUACCCGAACCUCCGAAACUCCUAGACCCCGAGGAUCUUAUAACAAAAGACCACUGGCAAACAAGUUCUAUGUACGACGAGUGUUUAGAACCAUCCUGUGGGAAACGAUUGAAUGCCACCAACGGCUGCGUGAAUUGUCGGAGUUGCGGGAAACUGUUUUGCGAAGAACACACGAUGUACCAAAUGAAGCUCUCGCGGGCGGCACAUCAUGAACCGGUGCGAGGAAUAUGGGCCCGAGUGUGCGAAACCUGUUACAAGUCAAGAGAGGGGUACAAUGAUCAUAAUGGAACCGUGAGGAACCAAAUGGAUGCAUUCAAGUCAAUAAGAAAACAGACUGUUGAUAAGGAAUUUUUGGAGAUAUCCCGACUCGAGAAACGACUGACCCGUCUCACUCAACUGUUGGCUAGUCUGCCGCCGGAUCAAAUACACCCCAGUGCAACCAAACUUUGGUCUCUUGCGUGGCAGAAUGAUCAACGUAAGGAAAUAGAGCAAACGAUCGUUAGCUGGCAGGAUGAUGCCAGUGUUUCACGAUGUCCAUUUUGCCAACAGGACUUUUCGGGUUAUACAUUUCGCAGGCACCACUGCAGAACUUGCGGACGAGUCGUCUGCGGUGAUCCUAGUACCGAGUGCUCUAGUGAGGUUGGGCUAAGCAUUUCUCCUGGCUCGACAGCAACCUCUGAGAAAACCAAUGGCGAUAACCUUGUCAACAUUGAUGUGAGGCUAUGCAAAGAAUGUAAAGCGACGCUGUUUGAUCGACGCGACUUUAAAGCAGAUAUGACGCGAAAACCGCCGGAGAUCAGGGCUUAUGAAAACUUGACCCAGUUUGAGAGAGGCAUCCGCCUUCAUCUACCGAGAUUCCAAAAGCUGUUGACAGCUUUACAGGAUCCGAGGCGACCUCCAUCAUCAGCCCAAAUUGCAGAUGCAUCCAAGGUGCGCAAGCGACUGAUUGAUUCUUUUGCGCAGUAUGAUGUUGCGGCUCGACGUAUUCGUGACAUGCCGACCCAAUCCCCCACACAACAAAAGCUGCAGAAGGCUAUAUAUCAACAAGCAAGCAACUUCCUUCACCUCCAUAUGUUACCUUUGAAAUCACUCCCCAAAAUCCUCAAGCAUGCAACCCCCGCGUCAGAGAGAAUACCCAGCCGGACAAGCUCCCCGCGGACAAGCUCCCCAAGUACUCCAGUCAAUGGCUCCACGACAGGUAUCCGGCCACCAGAGUCUGCUCUUUCAUCGAUCAAGUACAACAGCGUUGCCGCCAGCGGUAGCAAUAGCAGCCUAGCUAGCGACACCAGCAGUGCCGUCUCAGCGCUGGAAGCAGAAGAAAAGUCUCUUCGAGACCGGCUGAUCGUCCUAGAAGAGCAGAAGUUCUUUGUAUCCGAGAUGAUCGCCGAUGCUAAUCGGCGGCGCAAAUUCGAUGAAGUGAGCAGUCUAGCGAUGAACGUCGAGGACCUGAGUCGUGAGAUCGAUCGCGUCAAUGGCAUGCUUGCAAAUCUCGAUUUCGAAGGUCUUUAUACGGGGAAUCCGCAGCCAAGUUCUUGA